Molecule: messenger RNA, 7815 nt
Organism: Linum trigynum
Lineage: Eukaryota; Viridiplantae; Streptophyta; Magnoliopsida; Malpighiales; Linaceae
Source: the annotation of a GenBank genome assembly
CACCCAGGUUAAUUGUUUGGUUUUUUGGUUCCAGAAUUCGUUGGUAACCUGUACUCUCUUCAAAUCGGUGAAAUUUGUUCUUCCAUGCCAGUAAAUUAGCUAGCAGACAUUGUGUUAAUGAAUCAUAUUAAAUUUGUGUUUGUUUGAGUUGAUCUGAAUUAUCGAUUGCACAUUUCCGUAAUGACGUCAUCCCUUACAACGUCUUUCCAUGCUAGAAAUAUAAGAUAUGUCUCUCUACUAUGCAUUUUAUCGAAUAUGUUAUUCUACUAUUUUUUACAUAUGUAUUUUAGAAAUAUUAUCCAACAUGUCUUUUUGUUAAAAUUUCCAUCCAAAAAUCGUCAACCAUAGUUGAAUUGUGGUUCAGAUGACCUGACCUCGACAAAAUGAAAGGGUAAUGUCAUUUUUGCCUCUCCAUUUAUUUCUAUAUGUCUCGUUAAAGUGAAAUCAUUAGGGGUGUUGAGCUAUGCAAAUGAAACCAAAAAAUGUUAAAGUGGAAUUAUUAGGAUUUCUUUAGACAUUUGUGUCACCCAAACCAUAGUUCGAUAGUGGUUAACACCUUGACGGUUCGAUAGUGGCUUAUUGAGCAGUUGCAGCUCGCGUUUAUGCACUUAUCGCACCGAAUCCGGAUCGAUUUGGUUCGACACAAUGAUUGGACCGCGGGUUAACAAUCAUGAUGAUGAUUAUACCUUACCAAGAUUUAUUAUUGAUACUUAACUAUCAUUAAUUAUUUGAAACGACUAAAUCUGGGUCGUACUCAUAGCCCAUUUUAGAGCUUCAAAGAAUAUAACAAAGUAAGAAAGGGUUCAUAUGUAAAUAUAGAACAUCAAAGCCAAAAGCUAAAUAGUUAUCCAUCAACGGCAUUUUUAUGAAUAGCAUGAGUCCUUUUCACUUCUGAAGUUUACCUGAUUUACUGAAUCAGGGCAGAUCCAGCCACAUCCCAUCUAACAGACGACUUCCAGGCGAGAGAGAGAGUGGCCGAGGCCCUCUACUGCAGGGCACAGGACCAAUAAUUCCUGCGGUGCAAAAGUCAGUCUGUCAGAUGAAAUUUUGAAAAAUGCUUCGAGGAUGGGUUGGGGAUGCAGGCAGAGAGGAGAGAUUACCACCCAAGUUGUAUUUGUACUAUAUAAUAAUCAUGGUUUUUUUUUUUAAUAUUAUACGAGAUAAGUUAGCGAAAUGGUUUUAUUACUAUGAUUUAGCGGCACAAAGUCGAUCUGUACGAAGUUUUCAUAAUACUUGGAUACCACCCCCGACCGACCUAAUUAGUCAUAAAUAGUUCUUGUUAUAAAUCGGUCUCAAUAACUUGAGUUGUGGAGAGAUGUCUGCGUAUAGAUAUUACCAACUUGCUACAUGGCCCCUCAAACGAAAGUCAACUCAUCAUAAGGUUGAAAUUUGUAUAUGUCCAUCGUCUUGCCAUGUGCUUUAAGACAACGAUGUAUAUUGCAGGUAGUGGUGGCAAUUCGGUUAUAACCACCCUCCAUACCGAAAACCGACCAAAAUAGGCUUCGGUUUCUCGGUUAUCGGUUAACCGAACCACUUUUAAGACCAAAAACCAUUGCAUCUAGCUUCCGAUAACCGACCGAAGUUCGAUUAUUUCAAUUACCGGUUAGUGGAUAACCGGCCGGUUAACCGGUAACCGAACGACCACCCCUAAUUGCAUGUCACGAGGACAUGAGCACGUAACUUUUAGGACAAAUCAGUUAUGAUAUCAUGUAAUAAGCUGAUUGGUAUGAAUAGUUUGAAUUGUUGAAAGAGAUGUAUGUACGAAUUUUAACCAUUUUUUUUGUUUUGUUUACAAUUCUAUAUACUAGCCUGCCAGUUGGUACGAUGAGGUAAGUAUGAUCAUUCCAUAUGACAAUAGUAGAGACACAUGCAUACUGAGAGAAGAAGGCAGACGCUGCCUGCCUGCCUUACUGGAGCAAUGGGGCCAAUGUUUUGUCAAAACAAUAAACAAUAAGACAGCUCCCGGAUGGUAGUUUCUGAGUUUCUGCAGCAGGAGGAGAUGGAGGUGUUGUGGGAUCAGUGACCACAGCGUCUCUAGAUAGAGCACUAGAGUUAUUAUUAUUUCAAUUAUUUUGCACCAAUAAUGACUUCUCAGUUCUCUCUUCCCCUCUGUUUCCUCCAAUGAUAUCUUCCUUUCUCUCCAAUGUUGGUGUUAAACCUGCAUCUCCCAUGAAAAGUACUACUUCGUGGUGCAUUCACUGCCAAUGUUGAGAGUCACCACAGUUACUCGACCAAGGUUAACCAUGGCCGGCAGUUAAAAUUCACAAUGUCACGUUUACAACGAAUCACGAUCACUUUUCAUCUACUGAAAUGUCUUUAAACUACAUUCAUCAUUUAUGCUAUAAAGCAAAAUCUUUUUCGAUAUACACAACUAAACAAGCAUUCAUAAAUUGUUCACUCAACCGAUUUCGAAGAUCGUUCUUGAUUAUCUCCAUAGCUGGAAUUGCUCUCUCGCAGCUUGCAAUUGCAGCAGAUAAUGUCAACACCAACUUCAAGAGCAAGUAAACUAAAGGAUGAUAAAUAUCCUUUCCCUUUUCCACCAUUUUCCUAGCUAGCUAGCUCAUCGAUUUCUCGCAAUCCAUCAAAGCUCCUUUUUUUUUCCUUUACUUUAGAUGAAUAAAUUUUUUAUGUUGAUUAUUGUUAAUUACUACUUAAGAUGAAUAAAUUUAUAACAAUAAAAUUCUUAUAAUUAUUAGAGGUGUGCCGAAAGUCUCGGGUUAAAUUUUUUUUUACCAAAAAAAUAAUAGCUCCUUCAUAAAAUUUUCGGGCGAAGGUGUGUCGAACAACACACCUCGCCAAGUUUUAGGUCCGCCCUUGACUGGAAACUCAAACAACUCACACAUUCGCUAUUAUCAAGAUGGUUCGGUGGUCCAUCAUUUUAUUUUUUAUACAAAAUUGUCCACUAGUAUAUUAAAUUGUCAGUGAAGUUUAAUCAUUUGAAUGAAUCAUUUGGUAUCAAAUGGCAAGUUUGCUGACAAAAAAUUGCAUGAGUCAUUUGACUUGUAAAAAAAUCCAAAAUGACUCUAUUGAGUAUUGAGUCAUUUCCAAAUGCCUCGUAUAUGUGAAUCAUUCCAAAUAAGUCAUUAUUUUAGCUCAAUCUUUCCAAUUAUGUCAUUGCCAUUUUUUUUCCAUAAACCCACUUUUAUCAUUGUCUUUCUAUUACUUAUCCCCCUAUCAUUCUUUCGUCUAUCACAAAAAAUAAAAAAAUCUUAACCAAAUUUCACAAGUGGCAAGAAGGACCAUCCAUCUUAUCGUGUCCAGUAUUUUCUAGUGACUCUUCUCCUCGUGUCGUCGGCGUUUCCGUCUUCAAGAAUGAAUCGUAAUUAGCCUGAAUGUGAGACUUUUGGAGCCAUUACCUUUUACAAAGAAAUUUAACAUAAAAAAGUUUUUUAAAAUUACAAAGUAUUAUACAUGACUCGUAAUCAUAUGUAUUGUUGGUUGUAAAAUGAUUUUUUUACGUGAUUGGUUUUAUGAAGAUAGAAAACAAGAUAUGAAUAUUAAAUGUAAGGGGAAAAUGGUAACAUUAUACAAAUGACCCGUUUAAGAAUGACUCAUCUAAAAAUUGUUAAACAAACAAUACGUUUGCCAAUGUGUACAUUUGAGCAAAAGACUCAUUUUGUAAAUGACUCGUAUAAAAAAUAAAUUUUAGGUACCAAAUUUUAAAAUAUUAAAAUUAUAGGUAAUAAAUCAGAAUUUAUCAUUUGGAUCCAUGGAUCAAUCAAUGAAUCCACCAAUCGAAUUGGAUUUGGAUAAAAUAGAUUGGAUUUAAAUGGAUUGCAUUAGUUGGAUAUUAAAGUGGAUGGAUUGUAUUGGUGGAUUGGAUUGAGAAUUGCAACCUCUACUGCCUAGUGCAACCGCUGCAUGUAGCUCACCACUGCCUUUUUUAUGCGUAAAUACAAGUUAUUAGCCAAACUUUUCAAAUUAUUAGCCAAACUUUUCGGAAUACAAAAUAUUAGUAAAAUGUUAACUUCCGUUAGCAUUUUGGUUAGUAUAUUGACUUGGCAACAUGAUAAAGAUUUAGAAGAGACACAUAAAGGUCAACAUUCUAAAAUUUUAGUAUUUUAACUAAGAAAUGAGUUACAAAAUUACUAAGGAUAACAGAUAAAUGACUUAUAUUUUAUAUUUUGAUACUUUAAAAAAAUUUGACUAAAAUUUUGUUAAUUAAUUUAAUUGAAAAGUUUGAAAAUUUUCACUAUUUAUUUUUUCAUUGAACACUUUUUUUUCUAGUGGCAGACCCACCUCAUUUUUUACCUACUGCCAAAUCAGGACAGUUUUUCCCCUUUUGCCUCCUAUUUGCCAUUUUAUCCUUGGUAAUAUGUGUGAGUUGAAGGGAUUUGGUUGGCCAAAAGACUUUUAUGACCUUUUAGACUGUGGACUCUGGACAACCUUAAGAGUGAUUCCAACGGUUGGAUGGGUGAACGUGUUCAUCAAUGCAAAAAUAGAUUACAUUGAUGCCUAAAUUUGGUAUUCAAGUAUUAAAAUAAGCGAAGACGAAGGAUUUCUCUCUCGUCUAGCGAGAGUUUCGGAGCUAGGGUUCCGAUGGUCGUCUUAGGUUUUCUUUCAAUCCGGUGGGAUUGACGGCACUCUUGCAUCAUAGUAAUUAUCUUGAGCUCUCUCUAUAAGUGUAGAACCUUUUCCUGCCUCCUGCAGUAAAGGAUCUUGAGGGAGAGUUUCCUAGGGGUUAAGCUAAACCUUCUGGGGUCUCGUUUUCUUUUCUUUUCGGCUUUGAAACCCUAGCCUGCCUCAAGGGGCUUAGGGUAAGGGUGUGAUUUGUUUUACUUUUGAUAGUUCUUUUUCUUUUCCUGGGAUGAGCGAUGGAAAAAGUAAACCCUAGUCCUGAUAACCCUGCCUACGCACCAGAAGGGGAGAGUAGUGCAACAAAAGAAAUCACAACCGAUACACACGGACAUGAAAGUUUGGCAAGGAUCCUUCAAGAUAAGAUACAACAGAUUAAGCUCUCAGCUCUUGUUCACGGGAUAAGUCUUUUAGGACUGAAUGGCAGAAUCGUCUCUCCCAAGAAACCGAACCUGAAAUCAAUGAAAAUAACAUGGUCAAAGGCGUGGAAUCUGCAGCAGAAUUUUUAAAUAUCAGAAUCGGGGGACCAACUCUAUGGUUUCCAGUUCAUGAACAGAAGCGAUCGCGAUAAAGUCCUACAUGGAGGACCCUGGCAUUUUGAGAAUAGUCUGAUUGUUUUUAAACAAGCUGAGCCUUUUCAACAGCCAAAAGCAGAGGAGUUCCAUACAAUGGAGAUUUGGAUGCAGAUUUACAAUUUACCAGCAGCCUUGCGCACUAAUGAGAUGAUCCAAAAGAUUGGAGCAAGGUUUGGAACUCUUAUUUGGGUGGAUAGCAGAAAGGAAUGUGAUAGGAAUGAGGUACUACGCCUAAGGGUGGGCAAGGAUAUCCAUACUCCUCUUAAGAUGGAACUGAAACUUAACCUCAAAGGUGCAAUACAGUCUUAUGAAGUGAAGUACGAGAAGCUCCCUAUGUAUUGCUACUCCUGUGGAUUAGUGGAGCGCCCUAAACUCUACUGCCCCAAUCCUUCAUCAACCGGACAGGAUUUGGUGGGUCCAGAACUAAGGGUGGAUCUAUCAAAACCUAAAACUUGGCAAAGCAAGUUGGAAAGGGAAGAAUCAGGGGACAUGUGGCAGUCCUUACGGGCUAAGUUUGAUAGGGAAGAGGUGACAGCAAGAAUGCAAUUAGAGGAAGUUGAAUAUAACAAGAAAAGACAUGAUGAUAGCAUAGAUGAGGCUCAACGCAGGAUUUUGGUGGAAAAAGCAAUGAUAGAGCUGGCUAAAGGAAAACCAAGGAAGAAAGAUAAAGGGGGUUUUGAAAAGGAACAGUGGAAAGGCUCUGCGGAAGAAAUCUGGGUCUCCAGAUAUGGUCACAGGGAAGAAGAGAGUACCUUGGCAGUCUCGAAAGUGGGAGAGGUGGAAGAUAGCUCAUAAAUACAAGAACACUCUCAGGGACAACGUCAAUUGCAGGGGGUCUCCAAUCUUGUCUUCGAUCCUGGGUGCCUGUCACACAAGGACAUGGCAGAUAAGAAACAAACUCUCUGGAAAUGUCAAAGUAGGGAAGGUACCAAACAACAGCAGACAACACAAAUCAUUUUAACCCCCCAGAAGAGAGAAUUAGAGUCUACUUCAGAUGAAGCUAAUGAAUCCCCUAGUAAGAAACACAAGGCAACAAGCACUAUGAAAGAUUUGGAUGGCGAAGUGGCAGACCCUACAAAGCAGCAGGGCUGCCUAGCCCAAUAAAUGUCCUAAGUUAUAAUUGCCAGGGGUUGGGGAAUCCCCUGGAAAUUAGGAAAGUGGGGCAGUUGCUCCAGAGACAAAACCCCAAGAUUGCUUUCCUCAUGGAAACAAAAAAGAAAGAGAAGGAAUGGGAGGAAGUAAUCAAGGAACUUGGAUGGGAGAAAGGAAGAGGAGUAGGUUCAAUAGGAAGGGCAGGAGGCUUAUUGAUGGUCUGGCAAAAUGAGAUGGAUGUGGUAGUCAAAACUAAAUCAACAAACCAUAUCGAUGUUUUGGUUAACGAUGGUGGCAUUCAAUGGCGAUUGACAGGAAUCUAUGGAUGGCCAGAGCAGGAUGCAAAGCAUAAAACUUGUACGCUCCUCAGACAAAUAAAGGAUAUGACUGAUCUACCCUAGCUUGUUUGUGGAGACUUUAAUCUCAUUUAGAGUUAUAAAGAGAAGAAUGGGCUGAACCGGGAAAAUGUACAAGAAAUGGAUAUGUUUAAUGAUGCUUUGGAAGAUUGUGAGCUGGAGGACCUGGGGUACUAUGGUAAGACCUUUACUUGGGACAACAACCAUUCAGAUGAUACUUCUCUAGAAGAACGCCUUGACAGAAUGGUAGCUACUAGCUCAAGGAAAUCUAUCUACCCACACGCGAGAGUCCACCAUCUCAGAAGAUGUGGCUCAGAUCACUCACCCAUUUUCCUCAAAACUCAAUUGGUGAAUAAUGAUGUAAGAUGGGGGGUGGAACUUUCGUUUUGAGCCAUUCUGGCAGAAGCAUGCUGAAUGUAAGGAAAUCAUUGCAGAAGGAUGGAAUGAGAGAAGUGAACUAACAAUCAUGGACAAGAUCACCAACUGUGAAACCAAACUACUUCAAUGGAGCAAAUUGGCUUUUGGGGAUCUCAAAGAAAGGAAGAAAAAAGCAGAAAAUGCUCUGGUUGUGUUGGAGAAAAGGAAAAUGAAUGGUGCUGUAGUGUUACAGAGAAAAGCGAUAGAGAAAAAACUGAAUGAGAUUCUUAUGCAGGAAGAAAUGAUGUGGAAACAGCGUUCUAGAGUUGACUGGUUACAAGGAGGAGACAAAAAUACGAAUUACUUCCAUAGGAAGGCCUCGGACAGAAGAAACAGAAACACGAUUAGAAGAUUAGUGGAUGAAAAUGGAGGAAUAAGGGAGGGGCAGAGUGAGGUGGCAGCAUGUUUAACUAACCACUUUAAACAUCUUUUCUCUGCAGGUACCAGCGUUCCUAUCAGUUCUAUUCUAGAAGCUGUCCCUAGCAGGGUCACAGAGAAGAUGAAUGUGGAUUUGCUAAAACCCUUCACGACGGAAGAGAUAUGGAAAGCUUUGAGGAAGAUGGGACCUCACAAAUCCCAGGAGUGGAUGGCAUGUCCGCCUUCUUUUUUCAAAAGAAUUGGGACAUUGUGGGACAGGACGUGACGAAUGAACUUCAACAAUACUUUAACACAGGUUCUUUCCCGCAGACUCUGAAUCACACUCUACUGGUUCUAAUCCCUAAGAAGAAAAAGGUUGAGUCACCAGUUGACUUCAGGCCAAUUAGUCUGUGUCGAGUGCUUUAUAAAAUCCUGGCAAAAGU